This is a messenger RNA of Gallus gallus (chicken), 2274 nucleotides long. Its product is annotated as drebrin-like. NCBI's taxonomy places the organism in Eukaryota, Metazoa, Chordata, Aves, Galliformes, Phasianidae. Gene Ontology annotation, biological process: regulation of actin filament polymerization; positive regulation of axon extension; neuron projection morphogenesis. Bases 57 to 1973 code for a protein of 638 amino acids. Gene Ontology annotation, molecular function: actin filament binding. The transcript is spliced from 14 exons. Gene Ontology annotation, cellular component: site of polarized growth; dendrite; cortical actin cytoskeleton. The record is from RefSeq and is a predicted model, not a curated record.
GGGGCCGCGCAGGAACUGCCGGGCGGUGCGGGGCGGUGCGGGGCCGUGGGAGCACCAUGGGGGCCCCGGGGCUGGAGCGGCACCGCCUGGCGCUGCUGGCGGCACGGGAGGACGUGGGCAACCCGCGGGCGGCCACCAACUGGGCCGUGUUCGCCUACGAGAAGCACCAUGACCUCAGGCUGCUGGACUCGGGAGCCGGCGGCGUGGACGAGCUGGCGGCGAAGUUCUGUGCCAGCAGCAUCAUGUAUGGGCUGUGCCGAGUGCGGGACCCCGGCAGCGGCGCCCCCCGUGUUGUCCUCAUCAGCUGGGUCGGGGAGGAGGUGCCCGAGUCCCAGCGCCAGGCGUGCGCCGGACACCUGCCCGCCAUCAGAGCCUUCUUCAAGGAGGCCACCGCCGUGCUGAGCGCCCGUCGUGCCGAGGAGGUGACGCAGGAGGGGCUGAGCCGCGCGCUGGCACAGCUGGCCCCCGCCGCAGCGCCGAGCACCAGGAGGACCCCCCCGACGGACAGCGAGGAGUUGGUGGGCACCAACUACCGUAAGACCAACCCGGCGCUGGAGAUCCGCCGCACCAAACGGGACUCCUUCUGGGCUCAGGCGGAGCGCGAGGAGGAGCAGCGGAAGGAGGAGGAGCGGCGCCGGGCGCUGGAGGAGCGCAGGAGAUGGGAGAGGGAGCGCAUGGAGGAGGAGCGCAGGGACGCGGCGGAGCGCGAGCGGCGCUGCAGGGAGAAGGAGCAGCGCAUCGAGGAGCAGCGGAAGGAGCAGGCGCGGAUUGAGGCGGAGGAGCGCAGGAAGGAGCAGCAGCGAUGGGAGCAGCAGCAGCGUGAGCACGAGGCGGCAAUGCGGGAUCGCUUCCGGCGCAGCGAAUCCAUUGAGAAGGCAGCAGAGGCGGCCGUGUUGGUGGCGCAGCGGGCACAGAACCCGCGGGAGUUCUUCCGGCAGCGGGAACGGGCGGGAUCCACCUCGGGCAGCACUUCGGGCACCGCGCCGCCCGCCGGCCCCCUGGGCGCACGGCCCGGCGCCCGCCGCCCCUUCCUGCGGUACCAGCGCAGCCUGACCGAGUCCGCCUUCAUCUUCCGCCGCCCGGAGCCCCCCGCUUCUCCUACACCCCCCGAUCCCGGGACCUUCCAGGCUGCGGCCCCCCCCAGCCCCCGCCGACCCCCGGGGACACCCCCCAGCCCGGCCGGGGUGGGGCCCCCCCACGCCGGCAGCCCCGUAGGGACGUGGCGCCCACCCUGUGCCACCGUGGGGAGCCCCCCCAGACCCCCGGGGGCGGGGACUCCGUCUCCCAUCAGCCCCCCUGGGCCCCCAUCCAGCCCCCCCCGGCUGCUGAGCCCUCUCAGCCCUCCCGGGUCGGGGUGCCCUGACAGCACUCACAGAGCGGAGCCUCUGCCCCCCAGCAGCACUUCAGGGCUGGGCCCCCCCAGCAGCACCGCCAGGGGGCCGCCGCCCCUCAGCCCCCCCCGGCAGCCCCCCGCUGGCACUGUGGAGGAGGAGGUUCUGCCCCUGCCCAGCCCCCCCAGCACCCCCCUGGAUGAGGAGGGGCCCCCCCCGGGCACCCCCCCGUUGCCCAGCCCCCCGGCGUGGGGGGCUCCAGAGCUGCCAGUGGGGCUGGGUGAGGGGGUCCUGAGCCCUCAGGAGGGCCCCCCUCCACCUGGGCUGCCCCCCGCCCCACUGCCCCCCCGCAGUCCCAGCCCCCCCGGCCUGAAGGAUGCAGCAGUGCCCUGCCUGGCACCCCACGAGCUGCAGCAAGGGACAGGUGGGGAGCACCAGCUGGAGCCAGAACCGGGCACCAGGGGGCAGAAUGGCAUUGGGGGCUGGACACCCCUUUGGGACCCCCCAGAGCAGGGUGCUGAGCCCGGUGCCACCAUCCUGCCGCAGCCGCUGCAUAAAGCCAAGCCAGGUUUCACCCAACUCCUGACCCCCGGCGCCUCCCCCCCGCCCGAGGACAAGGCGCUCUCCCCCCACGCUGUGUAAUUGGGGGGGGGGGGCAGCAGCACUACGCCCCCCUCAGCUCUCCACGGCACCGCACAGCCGGGGCUGCCCCACACCUCACCCCGCUCAGAGCGCGGUGCCCGCAGCCCCCCCGGCACCGCGCCCCGCACUGACCCCCCACCGCCCCCCCCCCCCGUACAGCAGCUUUGGGAGCAGCCGCCCCACGCAGCCCCAGCGCCGCAGCACCGUGCUGGGGGGGCAGACCCCCGCCGGGGGGGGCCACGCAGCGCCCCCCGCCCCAAUGAGACGCGGCGGCUGUUAAAUAAAUUUUAAUGCACGUGGA